GUCGUUAUCUAGCACGGACUUGAUCAAUACGUUACAGUAGCCUAAUUGAAUACUGUCGUUCUGAAGGAACGCCAAAUACAGCUGGCUCGUCACAAUGGCGACGCCUUUGCCUCAAGAAACGGUCUCAGAGACCCAGCAUGUCGGUAAUGACAUGCUCUCAUUGCUUCCUUUGGAACUGAAGCACCAAAUCCUCGACAGUUUAAGUGCCAGAGAUGUGAUUAACCUCAGACUGGUGUCCCGCGUCUGGGCAGUCCUGGGAGAAGAGCUUUUUUUCAAGGAUGGAUUUACCGUCCGGCCUCACCUUAAUGAUAUGGCCCGACUCGAGAUGGCCUCAAAACAUCCUGGAAUUGCUAAGAGUAUUACCAGUCUCACUUUCUAUAUGGGCGACAUGAGUUUCGAGCAAUUCGCUGACGCCGUUAAGCGAAAGUCGUGGAAAGGAGAUCUAAAGAAAGUAUGGGAAAUUAUCGAUCGUAUGUACAGUGCACCGAUGUUUAAUCGGCACUGCAACGAGAGAAUAUUAUCUGAGGUUCUCCCACGGUUGCCAAACCUUACAUCACUGACGGCCACUUCAAUAAAAUAUCCCUUUAUGGGAUGCGGUGUUGACCUUUUGCGCGCUUGGAAGUCCAUGAUGGAUUACUCGCAGGACUUUGAAGAGUACGAUGAAGUCUCGUUUCAUGAUACUUCUUUAUCGACAAGAAGAUAUACCAGCGUCCUGUCUGCUGCUCAACACCUCAAAUCACCAAUUACGAAAUUGGUCUUGGACCCAUUGCCUGCUGAUUUCUUCGUCACAUACGACGAAAUGUCAGUUGAUGAAGACGAUGGGCAACACGAAAUCGAUAAAUUCCUGGACCCUUCUAAACAAACUAUCUUCGAGAAGCUGGUGUCGCAUGUUCAAGAUCUCCAGAUGGGAAUGAUGGGAUUUUCUUUUCGAUAUAAUGAUAGUGCCUUGGCUGCGGCAUUAGGCGAUGUAUUUGGUACCAUGAAACAAUUGCGCUAUUUGGAUCUUACGUGGGAUUUAGCAGAUGCACAGGUACUUCGUUUUGCUAAAGUCUGGCAAUCACGGUUUUUGCGUGCUACUUGGCCUCAUCUCGAGAGACUACGGCUGCGAAAGACUGAAUUCGAUGACGUUGCGAUACUACCAUUCCUUCGAAAGCAUUCAUCCACCCUUAAAUACCUGGAGCUUACCGAGGACGCGGUCCAGGUCGAUAUAGAGCAAACACGAACCUUUAGAGACCUACUUACUGGCUUCAGAGAACACCUAAAGUUAGAGAAAUUCCAGUUUUUGGUUACGGAGGGAGAUCAACCGAUAUAUGAUCGGAACUGGGAUCGUGUUGACAGUAUAGAGAAUUUGACCUGGCGUGAGAUGGCAGAGAUGCAUUAUCGCCAUAAUCGCGUCAAAGAUGCACAGCUGCUGGAAUGGUUCGUGCUUGGGAAGAUCUCCUGGCCGAUGAAGAACGACCAUCCUGACUUUGACGCGGUGUAUCAUCCUUGGAAGCGGUUGUCUGCCGAACAGAUACGCCAGGGAAUGGAGGAUUCACUCAUCGACAUCGAUAGCUUGAUAGAGGACGAAUGGGAGUCAGACGUGUCAGAAGAAUACGUGGAUGAGGAUGAGGAUGAAGUUGAAGUUGAGUUUGAGGAUGAGGAUGAGAAUGGGGAUGAGGAAGAUGACGAUGAUGAGGGAUAUUCAGAUCUAGAUGCCGAGGAACAGGACACCCAGUUCGGCCAGUUGGGUCACUUUGGCCAGUUGAGCCACUUGCUCACCCUUGGAUACCUUUAAUAAUUCCGAAGGCCGGAAAGAAAAGGGAAUAACAAAAUGAUAGGCCAACGUUACACAGGCCGGUCACGUUUAGGAGGCUGGCAUGGCUCUUAUCUUGCAGACCCAGCAAUAUACUGGAACAUGUCUCAUACGUGAUUUGUUGUUUCAUGCCAUUCGCUUGGAACGACUGAUGGAGUUAUCAGCAUUUGGAAAUGUACAUCAUAGGGUCGAAGAUUAUAGUGGUAGAACCCCAAG
Molecule: messenger RNA, 2011 nt
Organism: Amorphotheca resinae ATCC 22711
Lineage: Eukaryota; Fungi; Ascomycota; Leotiomycetes; Helotiales; Amorphothecaceae
Exons: 2
Coding region: 95-1777 (560 amino acids)
Molecular function (GO): protein binding
Source: RefSeq, a predicted model, not a curated record